AUGCCCUCCGGAUUAGGCACAGAACAUAAUAUCGUGUUUAACUUGUGUGAAUGUGUCACGUGGGAACAGUGGGGGAGCAGGAUGCACGAACAAGAAGGUCCCAAUAGCACACAAGUUAUUGGCAGAGAAAUAGUACUCUACCUUAAUCCUCACAUCCACUACCGCUCUAACAUCUGGUGCGGCCCACCACUGCCGUCUCGUUCUUGCUUCAAUAUAUUUCUCCUCACUCGGCAAGAUGAUUUACGCACCCGCCGAGAAAUGGAAGUUGAAUAUCGAAAGGGAAGAAGGAUGGAAGGUAGGACGGCCCAGGAGAAGAAGUGCAAUAUUUCCGCCCUUAACCACCUCUAUUCUUCCGAGGAGCCACAGCGGAGUUGUGAUUGUCUCACCAUAAGAGCGCCACUAGCCCAAUCGGAUAAUGCUUAUUUAGUGAGUCGAAUAGUUGGUCGCCUUCAAUAUUGGCUAAGACUGACUGUUCACACGAUUCCAAGUCUCUCGCUCCUUCUUUGGGUCUACAUGAGGGGAGGUGCAGUUUUAGUCUACGAAUGGCCUGUACAAUAUGGUGACUUCAGUCAACAGGGACCGUUGCGUGUGUGA
Messenger RNA from Lindgomyces ingoldianus, 594 nucleotides. RefSeq lists its product as uncharacterized. The record is from RefSeq and is a predicted model, not a curated record. NCBI's taxonomy places the organism in Eukaryota, Fungi, Ascomycota, Dothideomycetes, Pleosporales, Lindgomycetaceae. Bases 1 to 594 code for a protein of 197 amino acids. The transcript has 5 exons.